AUGGCUGCAAACGAGCUGAACGUGUACCUGGGGCCCGAUGCCCUCAGGAAAUACUUUGACCCCGAUUGCCAGCCUCCUCUACCCCUGGUGGAAGUCCCCGAGUACCUGAAUCCCUACCAUCAGGAUGGCGUGCGCAUCUACGCCAAAAUGAUGUCGAUGCAUCCCGCCAACAAUGUCAAGGCAAUGCCUGCAUUGAACAUGCUCCAGAAGAAAGUCGUCCCCGGCAAAACCAAGACCAUCAUCGAGUAUAGUUCCGGGUCGACGGUGAUCUCCAUGUCGAUGAUCGCCCGCGUCAUGCACGGCAUCCACGACACGCGGGCCUUCCUAAGCAACAAGACCAGCGACGCAAAGCUGAAACUGAUGCAGUUUUUCGGCCUGGAUAUCACCCUGUUCGGCGGGCCCAGCCAGCCUGAACCGUUUGACGAUCGCGGCGGGAUCCAGAGUGCCCGGAAGAUGGGCGUGCAGUCCGACGAGGUCCUCAACCCCAACCAGUACGAGAAUCCUGAUAACUGGGGCUCGCAUGUGCGCUGGACGGGCCCGCAGAUUCUCAGGCAGCUUCCCGAGAUCAACGUGCUCUGCGCCGGGAUGGGGACGUCGGGCACCAUGACCGGGCUGGGGACGUUUUUCAAGGAAAACAAGCCGUCUGUGCUGCGGUUGGGGGUGUGCACGGCGCCUGGGGACCGAGUGCCGGGUCCGCGGUCGUUGGCGCUCCUGAAGCCGGUCGAGUUUCCUUGGAAGGAGGCGGUCGAUGCCAUUGAGGAAGUCAAUUCGUACGAUUCCUUCUCGUUGUCGCUGGAACUGUGCAGGGAGGGGAUCGUCUGUGGUCCGUCGUCGGGAUUCAAUCUACAGGGGUUAUUCCAGCUGUUGGAGAAACGCAAGCAGGCCGGGACGCUGGCCGAGCUAGCAGGGCCUGAUGGCUUGGUCCAUUGUGUCUUUAUCUGCUGCGACCUGCCCUACCAGUACAUCGGCGAAUACUUCACCAAAUUGGGGGCGGAGAAGUUCCAUCCCAUCAGGAACGAGAAUCUCAGCCGGGUCGACGUCUACCGCUACGACGAGAGCUGGGAACGAAGCCCCAUCGUCCUCUUCACCCACUUCUACGAGACUCCCCGCUCGCUCCCCGACAGUCUUUUGCGCACCCUGGUGCUCAGACCACCUUGCUGCGUUCUCGAUCUGAGAACGGCGGCGGAUUACUCGACCUGGCAUCUGCCUGGAUCAGUCAACAUUCCCCUCCGCAGCCUGGACUCGCACACUCCAAAGCCAUUCGCGGACCCUCGCGUGCUGGAAGCACAAUGGUUAGAGCUCGAGACCCUUUUCAAAGCCAAAGAGGCUCUGAGCAAGCUCCGUGGCCACCACGUUCUGGUCAUUUGCUACCAUGGUGAUACUGCCCGGGUGGCCACCAGCGUUCUGCGAGCUAAGGGGAUUGAGGCCGAUAGUCUGAGAGGAGGGUAUCAAGCUCUGAGGGAUCAUGGGCUGUGGGGAGAGAAUGAAGUGAGCACAACAAAGUCGCCUAUUUCUGUUGAGAGUGUUCCUUUGCAAGCUCAUCUGAUGAUGGACAUGUCCGCAGACGCAGGCUCUGGCCUCCCAUGGCUGGACCAGCCGGUGAUGCUUCAUUCUUCCAGAAAAGACACCUGCAAAUUGAGUCCGGAGCAGUGCGCUUACCGUCACGGUCACUGGCGAUACUGGUACCAAGCGGAUCAUGUCUACGCCUUGAACACCGUCUACUUCAUGUGUGCGACCAUCGGAGUCUUCGCCAUAACACAUUUCCUCUCCCGGCGUGCUCCUCUGCCUGUGAAGCGCAGUGCCAUCUGGCGGAAGGCGACUGCUGCCAUGCGCUAUCUCUCCUAUCAAGGAUAUCAGAUACCGUCCUUGCGGUACUGGUCACCGUCCCUGGGUGUGAUGCUCCUUGGGCUGGUGGGAUUUGUCUUCUUCUUUGCAAUGACCCUUGGUCCGAAGCCAUACUACUGGCCUAACACGGCUACGGUUUCCUAUGGAUCAAGUCCGCCCAUCGCGACGAGAACGGGGUGGAUGGCGUUGGCUCUUCUUCCUUUUGUGCUGGUACUGGGGACAAAAGCAAAUCUUAUCUCGAUGUUGACAGGUGUACCGCAUGAAAAGCUUCAGGUCUUCCACCACUGGGCCAGCUACGCCAUGUUCGUCCUGGCAUUGAUCCACACCUUCCCCUUCAUCAUCGUCCACAUCGACAAAGGCGAUAUGGUCUACCAGUGGAAGACGUCGCUCACCUACUGGACUGGAGUAGCGGCGCUGAUCCCACAGGCAUAUCUGACCAUCAUGUCCUUGCCAAUUAUCCGCAACCGAUACUACGAGUUCUUCAAAGCGACGCACGUCCUGGUGGCACUUCUCUUCGUUCUCUUCUUCUUCUUCCACUGCGACUUUCGUCUCACAUCCUGGGACUACUUCAUCGCCGCGGGCGCCCUCUACUUCUUCAGUCUCUGCGCCGCAUACAUCCGCACCACCCUCCUCCACGGCCUCCACAAAGCCACCCUCGACGUGCUCCCGUGCGGCCUUGUCCGCAUCAAAAUCCCCACAUUCAUAACCUGGGCUCCAGGCCAACACCUCUUCCUCCUCUUCCUAAACCCAUCCCAGCUAGGCCUGCACUCUCUGACCGCCCACCCCUUCACCAUCACCUCCAUCGCGCACGACGCAGCCUCCCUCGCCAAACCCAACGAACUGGUCUUCUACAUCAAGCCCCGCGGAGGCAUCACAGCCCGGCUGGCCAGCCUCGCCGCGCGGAGCCCCGGUACCGAGAGGACCGUGCUGCUCGAGGGCCCAUACGGCGGCGUAUCCGCCUCCAGCGACCUCGCGAGAUUCGACUCCGUCCUCGUCAUCUCGGGCGGUUCAGGGGGCGGGUUCUCGCUGGGUAUCGUGGACGAGGUGCUCAAGGCCUCGACCCCGGCUCUGCAGAUUAUCUUUGCAACGCGCGACCAGACCAUGGCGGAUUGGUAUGCGGAGGAGAUCGAAACCAGGAUCGCCACUUCCAAUGUCUCCGGCAGAGACGUCUCCGCCUCGGUCUACGUUACCUCCAAUACGGCGUCUAAGCAGCAGGAGCAGGAGCAGGAGCAGCAGCUCGCAGACGGGAACGAGAGCAAACUCCCCUCCACCGAACCGACCGUCACCAGCACGCAUGUCGCCACAACCCACGGCGCCCGUCCGAACCUGCCCGACCUCAUUGCGGCCGGUACUUCCGCAUGCAACAAGCGUGUCGGCAUAUUCGUCUGCGGUCCGGCGAGCAUGCUGCAUGACGUGCGGAACGCGGCUGCGCAGGCGCAGCGGACGGUGCUGGGGAAUGGGGCGGAGGAGGUGUACCUGCACUUGGAGCCUUUUUC
Aspergillus thermomutatus is the source of this 3341-nucleotide messenger RNA. Its product is annotated as putative cysteine synthase B. The annotation marks the transcript as partial. The transcript has 10 exons. Gene Ontology annotation, cellular component: plasma membrane. The record is from RefSeq and is a predicted model, not a curated record. NCBI's taxonomy places the organism in Eukaryota, Fungi, Ascomycota, Eurotiomycetes, Eurotiales, Aspergillaceae. Gene Ontology annotation, molecular function: ferric-chelate reductase activity. Gene Ontology annotation, biological process: copper ion import; intracellular iron ion homeostasis; iron ion transport.